AACACACCUAGAGCCUCCCCCAAGCACAAGGGAGCCGGCACAAGCGCGCGCGCCUUUACGCAACCGGGCGCGCGACGCGCGGGACCAGGCGUUGUGGGCGGGGCCUGGCCAAUCCCCGCCCCUGGACCGUCACAUCCCCGCCGCCGACGGCGCGAGCUGGGGCGGGUUCCGGGUCAGUUAUCCGGUUUCGUUCUGCGCCGUCGGACGCUUCCCCCAGCCCCGCGGAGCCUCGCGCCUGCCGCCGCCAUGUCAACAAGUGGCCCUGGAAGCUCAAGUAAUGCCUCUGGCAGUAAUCGUCGCCUUCAGCAGACACAACACCAAGUAGAUGAGGUGGUUGACAUAAUGAGGGUGAAUGUGGACAAGGUGUUGGAACGAGAUCAGAAGCUGUCAGAGUUGGAUGACCGUGCUGACGCACUGCAGGCAGGAGCUUCCCAAUUUGAGACCAGUGCUGCCAAGCUGAAAAGAAAGUAUUGGUGGAAGAACUGUAAGAUGUGGGCGAUAUUGAUAGCAGUUGUUCUCAUCAUCAUCAUCAUCAUCAUCGUCUGGAAUGUGUCCUCAUGAGUUACAAGAAGAAAUGCAAAACCAGGCGGAAGCCAUCUCUCUCCUUCAAACCUGCUGUAUUCUCAAGCUCUCACCUGCUGAUGUAUAAAGCAAAAUUAUUUGAUUAGUCAUGUGUUAACUUUCUCUGGUUUAUAGGAAAUGUGCCUUUAUUAAAAGUUACACUUCUGAUUUUUAAAAUGCUAAUAAGCACAGCCCAAAACUUGCACAGUGCCUUGGUAAUCUUGAGUAUGAGCUGGUGAAGAGGAUUUCCUGUUUGCAUUUCAGAAUCUAGAAGCAAUGUAUUGUUGCCACUGUCUACUGCGUUCUAGAUAAAUUGAAAGAGUAUGUUUGCGUAUCUGUUCUCUUCGCGUCUCCUCCAGGCCCCAAUUUAAAGGUGUCUCUUCUGACGACAUACUAAAGGGGUUGGAAACCAGAUCUUAAAUUUGUGCCUUCUUGGAAGAAACUCUUAACACGUCUGCCAUUUUAACAGACUUCUGCCUGCCUUGCCAUACUCCAUUAAUGCCUUCUGACUAGUUGUGAAAGAGCCUGCCACCCUUGUAAACACUACUUAUCGUUCACUGCUUGUUUUAUGAAUAUGCAGUUAAAUUCUAUUAUUGAAGUUCUAAAGAUUUGAGCACUGAACCGUUAGUGCUGCCUUGUGGUAAUUGUGAUUAAACACUUCCCUAUAUAAGGUGUUUACAUUCUCUUGCAAAAGACAGUCUGUCCACUUUCUGUUGUCAGUUUAAUCUGGAAAGAGUACCUUUAAAAUGUUUAGUGUUUAUAAUGUAGACACUUACCAAAGUUGGUUUUUGUUUGGGGUUUUGUCUUUUGCCAAAAGUAGUUCAGUGAAGACUUUUCUCUGCAAGCCAGCAAGAUGUUUCCAGUGUAGAAUCAGUGCCAAAUGUAGUUUAAAAUUUUAUAUAUAUUUAUAUGUAAUCUCUUUGCAUUACUUCACAAAUUGUCUUCCUUCUCAACUUGUCCUCAGAGUGAGUGAGUCCCCUAGGACUUCAAGAAAGGCUGGUAACAAAUGCUGUUGCCUCUUCCCUCUUACCUCCAAACUUUUUAGGUAGGGGUGACUACUCUCCAUGAGGAGGGAAAGAAAUAACUUGGUGCUUCACCCAGUCACCACUUUGUGUACCCUCUAAUCUGUCUGUUUCUAAUUUCUUCCCAGUCCUUGUUUCUACUUCCUCUGUAUAGUUUUUCCUCUCUUGUCUUUUUUCCUCCCUUACUUUUUGGGGUCGAUUUGCAAGUAGCUACACUGAGAUUGAUUCACGAACCUAAUCGACAUAGCCUACUUCUUUGAGUGUUGGAUGUUGCUUUGACUGUUGAGUUAUCACACAAAAAUGAGCCAGACUCUUGAUGGACAAAUACCAGAAAGAUGUGACAGAGCACUCAGAGGGUGGCUAUGUCCAAAGGUGGAUCUGCCCUCUAAGCACUAAGGGAGAAAUAUUGGCCUCUUUACCCCCCAAAGUACAAGAUGCUUUAGAAUGUAUUUUUGUUUUGGGUUUUUUUGGUAGUGAGUUGUGGAAGUUGCUCUGUGGCUUAUAAUUAACUAUCUAAGGCCUUGCCUGUUUGAGGAUGAAGGUGCAAGGAUCACUGCAGUGACUUCUUUAAAUGUACAAAGUCUCUUAGAAAUUACUGUAUAAGUGUACCAUGGGACCAGUAACAAGCUACUUGUACAAACUGAAAUCUUUCUUACUCACAAUUAAGAAAACUGUUUACUAUUUUUUAUGCUGCAGCUUUAAAGAAAUAUCAACUCUAUGUACUAGUUCCUACACUUAGAAACCUCUGAAAGUGUAUGUCAUCAGGAGGGCGUGUCUUCUGCCACUGUACUGGGAAAGAGGCCUUUGUAACGUUUAAUAAAGUGGCUUUUGAAACUU
Molecule: messenger RNA, 2420 nt
Organism: Chelonia mydas (Green sea turtle)
Lineage: Eukaryota; Metazoa; Chordata; Testudines; Cheloniidae
Gene: VAMP3
Product: vesicle associated membrane protein 3
Exons: 5
Coding region: 247-561 (104 amino acids)
Biological process (GO): vesicle fusion; SNARE complex assembly; vesicle-mediated transport
Cellular component (GO): SNARE complex; plasma membrane
Molecular function (GO): syntaxin-1 binding; SNAP receptor activity
Source: RefSeq, a predicted model, not a curated record